CAACCACGCACCACAAGCCCCGCUUCACCGUCCUCGGCCCCCCUAACCUUCGCACCCCUUCCAUCCCCUACCCCGAAAACUUCUACUUCCCCAGCUCGCCUCUCAUGCUCUGCGAGUGUUUCGAAAACCUACACCUACAAACCCCCGCUUCGCCACUCCUGAAAUGAUCCAGCUCCUUCAAGACGCCUUCAGCGCCAUCGAGCAGCUCCACGACUCGUCCCAUUCACACCACUCUGCAUCGCUCACCACCGCCCGCUCCGACAUCCUCUGGAUCCCACUCACUACCGUCGACAUCUACCAGAGCGACCCUGUCACCCUCGUCGCGCGCGCGGUGCAACUGGCAGCGCACAUCCACUUCCGCGUCAUAACGCUACGAGUACCGUACCACAACCCUGCGAACGACGAGGAUCUCACCGCGCUCCUCCAGAUCUUACGCUUUGUCAACAUAAGCGCGUGGAGAGGUCUGCCGUAUAUUUACUUAUGGGUGUACGUUCCGUUUCCUCCGUCCCCUUCGCAUUCUCCCACCCACCCCUUACCCUCAUUCUUCCCAGCUUUUCUCAAUUCCUUCCCCUUAAACCAUACAGGCGCUUACUCCUGGCUGUGAUUCACGCUUCUAACCGGCCACGCCGCCUCCACCCACCGCCGCCCCUCCAGCUGCGGCUUCUUCACCUCGGAGCUCUGCCGCCUCGGCCUCAGCAUCGGCCUGCACGACGAGUUUAAGGACUUCAUGCAGAACAUCUGCAAUUUUCUGUGGUUGCGACAGACGGUCGAG
Messenger RNA from Mytilinidion resinicola, 772 nucleotides. RefSeq lists its product as uncharacterized. NCBI's taxonomy places the organism in Eukaryota, Fungi, Ascomycota, Dothideomycetes, Mytilinidiales, Mytilinidiaceae. Bases 164 to 604 code for a protein of 146 amino acids. The record is from RefSeq and is a predicted model, not a curated record. The transcript has a single exon.